Sebastes umbrosus (honeycomb rockfish) is the source of this 2136-nucleotide messenger RNA. It is a transcript of the gene ren, whose product is annotated as renin. The transcript has 9 exons. The coding region runs from base 159 to 1349 and encodes 396 amino acids. Gene Ontology annotation, biological process: angiotensin maturation. NCBI's taxonomy places the organism in Eukaryota, Metazoa, Chordata, Actinopteri, Perciformes, Sebastidae. The record is from RefSeq and is a predicted model, not a curated record. Gene Ontology annotation, molecular function: aspartic-type endopeptidase activity.
CAAGACAGCAGAGAAAGACAGAGAGAGAGAGAGAGCAGCAGCAGCUUUCAUAACAGAUUUAAUAAGAGUGGAAUAUUCACAAAGCCAGGAGAAUCAACUUUGCAUAAACAGGCUUCAUCGCUGGUCUGUAUUUUACGCCUGUCAUCAGAGAAUCCACCAUGGCACUACUGAUGAAUUACUGGAUGUGGUUGGUUGCUCUAUCCUCGACAGUGACCUCGAGCCAUGCCUUGAGAAGAAUCUCCCUGAAGAAGAUGCCAUCUAUCAGAGAGACACUGAGGGAGAUGGGUGUCUCUGCAGAGCAGGUCAUGACUGAGUUGGCCCAGAAGAGCACAGACGACAACAACAACGGCACUGUUCCCACACCUCUAACCAACUACUUGGACACUCAAUAUUUUGGGGAAAUCAGUAUCGGCUCUCCUGCCCAGAUGUUCAACGUGGUGUUUGACACGGGCUCAGCCAACCUGUGGGUGCCCUCGCAAAGCUGCUCACCUUUCUCCACUGCCUGUUUUACUCACAACAGGUACGACGCCUCCAAGUCUCGGACUUACGUUGAGAACGGAACUGGGUUUUCCAUCCAGUACGCCUCUGGAAACAUCCGAGGAUUUCUGAGCGAGGAUGUGGUCGUGGUUGGUGGUAUUCCUGUGGUGCAGGUGUUUGCUGAAGCGGCCUCUCUUUCGGCCAUGCCUUUCAUCUUUGCCAAGUUCGAUGGGGUCCUGGGGAUGGGUUACCCCAACGUAGCUAUCGAUGGCAUCACCCCCGUGUUCGACCGCAUCAUGUCUCAGCAUGUCCUCAAGGAGGAGGUGUUCUCUGUCUACUACAGCAGGGACCCAAAACACUCCCCGGGUGGAGAGCUGGUCCUCGGUGGCACUGACCCAAACUACUACACUGGAAACUUUAAUUAUAUGGACACCAGAGAGACGGGCCAAUGGGAAGUUACCAUGAAAGGUGUUUCUGUGGGGAUGGAGAUGCAUUUUUGUGCGGAGGGCUGCACAGCUGUGAUCGACACCGGCUCCUCCUACAUCACAGGCCCGGCCUCCUCUGUGUCCUCGCUGAUGAAAACCAUCGGAGCACAGCUGGAUGAGAGUGGAUACAAAGUCAACUGUGACUCUGUCAAGACAUUGCCGAGUGUCACUUUCCACCUGGGUGGCCAGGAGUACUCACUCACUCAUGAGGAUUACAUCUUAUGGCAAUCACAGAUCGAAGGGGACGUCUGCACCGUCACCUUCAGGGGCUUGGAUGUGCCGCCCCCUACAGGUCCCAUCUGGAUUCUGGGAGCCAACUUCAUUGCCCGCUACUAUACAGAGUUUGACCGUCGCAAUAAUCGGAUAGGUUUUGCUACAGCAGUCUGAUGGGAAGUCACGUCAGCCGUGUUGCUCUGUUUUCUUUUUCUCUAUCUUUGCUGCUAUCUCCUCUUUGUCCAGUCCUCCCUUCCAGCCCAGUCACACAGUACUUCAUGAAAUAGUCACGAAAUUUAAUGUAUUGAUUCAUGUACAUAGAUAUUAAUUUCCCAUUUUUUUCAUGAUGGUCAGCACAAAAUCAAUUCUUAUGUAAUUCACGUACUUGUGAUGUAUAAACAGCAGUGAACGCCGCGUAGGGCAACCCGUUCUCACUCCCAACUCGUCAAAUACCGUUGUUUGGUAAGUGCCCCUCGGCAUCAGAAAUUGAAGCAUGGAGGCACCCUUUAGCAACAGUAUAUGACGAACAAGGUUUGGUUUCGGAGAAAGCGAUGUAGUAUUGAUAGUGUCAGAAUCUGCUAAUGUUGGGCAGGACGGGUGGUGGAUGGGUCAAACAAAUACAAGACUUUCAACCAGGAGACUGGUGUUCGUAUCCUGUGUGAAACUAAAAGUAAUAUUGAUUCGUUUUGUCACGUCAGUCUUUAGUCACGUGACUCGUCAGUAUUGCCCCGUGAGUCACGUGAGUCGCUGGUCAGCAAAGUUAACGUCAACCACAACCGUUUCCUAACCCUAACUAAGUGGUUGAGUCUCCGACGCCGAGGGGCACUAACCAAUCGACGGUAUUUGACGAGUUGAGAGUGAGAAUGUGUUGCAUAGGCAGGAGGUCGGGGUGGAUGGGUGUGUCGAAAAACACCAGACUUUUGCCCAGGAGACCGGUGUUUGUACCCCGAAAACCUGUGAA